Racocetra persica is the source of this 540-nucleotide messenger RNA. The record is from the annotation of a GenBank genome assembly. Lineage: Eukaryota; Fungi; Glomeromycota; Glomeromycetes; Diversisporales; Gigasporaceae.
AUGAAAUUUAAAAAUCAAACACCAAAGACACUUUCUACUGAACUUGAAAUAAAACGUCUUAAACAAGAGCUCAAACGCGAUAAUUACAUGAAGAAUUUAAAAAUAAAGGAAAAUGGCGGUUUUAGAUUUAAAAUUAAUCAAACACCAGAAUCAUUUAAAAAUGAGCUUGAAAUCAAACGCAUUAACCCCAAUAAUUACCAACUUAAAAAUUACCAACAUAAGUUUAGACCCGGAAUAAAGCGUUCAAAUUCAUUAUCUAGCAAACUCAACCGAUGUAAUAUACCAAUACCAAGCCUUAGCUGUACAAUAAGUUCUCGAGAAGCAAUGCAACAAACAAUAAACUUGCCUCAAAUUUUACCUCAAACUGUUGAGGAUACUAAAGAAAACUCUUAUAUGCAACCUUCUGGUAAAAACUAUGUUAAUGCAUCAUUACAUUCUAAUCGUAAUGUUAUUCCUGAACUAUUUGAUACUUCACAAGAUUUUUCUCGAUCGACUCAAUUGAAAUUAAGAGAGAUGUAUUCAAAUUAUUUGUCAAAAUAG